AUGGCGAGCAAGGAGCGGACGCCGCGCACGCGCUCUUCAGCCUCCUAUGCUCUUCGUGCGCUCCGACCGCACGCAGGCGCCCUCGAUACGCGCAUGUUGACGACGGAGAACCCCGCCGUCGUCAUCGCGCGCGCCAAGGAGGUCCUCGCCGGCAUGGGUCUCGAAAUCCAGGUGGAGCACGAGUGCAAGCUGCGCUGCAUCCGCCCCAAGAAGACGGCGGCUUUCGACGAUGAUGCUGUCGACCUCUCCAUCGAUGCCGAGUCUGUGCCCAUGCAGGGCGCAGUCGAGCCGCUGUACGGCCCGCCGACGCACGACGCGCUUGACGAGGUCCGCUUCGCGCUGGAGAUCACGGCGUUCAAGAACUUGGAGGGCCAGUUCCUGAUCGAGAUUCGCCGCUUGAAGGGUGGCUUGAAGAGCUACAAGUUCCUGUACGAGACCGUCAGAGAGUAUGUGCCUUCCCUCUUAUGUAUGUCUGCGUUACUGAUGGUGAUUGCAGGCGUUUGAUGCUGCAGCAACCAUGAGUUGGUCGCAGGAGAUGAUCUGGGGGCUGAGGAAGGGAAGGAAGGGCAGAGGACGCACCGCGUAUACCCCCGCCGUGGUUUCGCGUGGUUCGCAGUGGCAUUCUCUCCGGGUAAUACUCAUAAUCAUUGGCACCUAGUCAUCACAUAUACAGAUACCUUUCUCCUUUGCUUUGCUCCUGCUAAUGCCGGCCACCGUUUGGUGUCCCCGCUCCUCCGAGUCCGAUAGCCUCAUCAUUUGAGUCGGAGCUUUGUUGUGUCGCCCUUCCGUUGGUCACCG
This is a messenger RNA of Schizophyllum commune H4-8, 798 nucleotides long. RefSeq lists its product as uncharacterized. The transcript is spliced from 3 exons. Bases 1 to 504 code for a protein of 167 amino acids. NCBI's taxonomy places the organism in Eukaryota, Fungi, Basidiomycota, Agaricomycetes, Agaricales, Schizophyllaceae. The record is from RefSeq and is a predicted model, not a curated record.